Molecule: messenger RNA, 534 nt
Organism: Zophobas morio
Lineage: Eukaryota; Metazoa; Arthropoda; Insecta; Coleoptera; Tenebrionidae
Gene: Lamtor4
Product: ragulator complex protein LAMTOR4 homolog
Exons: 2
Coding region: 117-395 (92 amino acids)
Biological process (GO): cellular response to amino acid stimulus; positive regulation of TOR signaling
Cellular component (GO): lysosome; Ragulator complex
Molecular function (GO): guanyl-nucleotide exchange factor activity
Source: RefSeq, a predicted model, not a curated record
CGAGAACUGUCAAACUGACAAGUGACAUUUAUCGGCUGUGGCGACCCGAACACAACCUAAAGUCGUAAAUUUAACAUGAACAGUUUGGCUCGGAGUCUGCAGCCGAAGCGUUAACAAUGGAUCGAAUUCCGGGUCAAACAGGUUAUCUUCUCCUGAACGAAGAAGGGGCUGUUUUGGCCUCGUCCGGCGACCUGGAGAAUGACGAAAAAGCGGCUGUUAUUAUAAUGGGUUUAAUAAACCUAACGUCGUACGUAGACAAGGCUGCAUUCCCCGACGAAAGUUUCAAGAAACUCUCGAUCACCUACGACAAACACUGCUACGUCAUCUGCUUGUCUAACCGCAAAGUGCACGUGGUGAAGAAGACCCUCACUAGCGACAAUCCCGUCGUAGCGUAAACGUCAACAUGGAUAUUAUUUUAUACUGUACGAAAAUGAAGUACAUGCAGAUCGUUAUUCUCGUGGGGGCGAUCGGUUUCUCACUCUAUCAUUUGUAUAUUUUGUUAAAUACUUUGAAUAAAUAAAUGUGUCGAUGUCU